Chelonus insularis is the source of this 1519-nucleotide messenger RNA. RefSeq names its product Jumonji domain containing 7 (gene JMJD7). Gene Ontology annotation, molecular function: 2-oxoglutarate-dependent dioxygenase activity. The transcript has 5 exons. Lineage: Eukaryota; Metazoa; Arthropoda; Insecta; Hymenoptera; Braconidae. The coding region runs from base 533 to 1519 and encodes 328 amino acids. The record is from RefSeq and is a predicted model, not a curated record.
CACCACUAUAUUCUGUAGAAAAAUUCACUUUUAUUUAUAAUAGCUUAACAAUGUAUUGAACAUCGUUUUAUCACAAACAUUUAAUCUCAUCUUUUUGGAAAAGAAAAAAUUAAAUUGCUUAGUGCAUGGUAAAUUUGUUUAAUAAUUUGUUUAAUUCAAGAGUACUUACAGGCCGUGCAUAUAAUUCAAAAUUUACUACUCGAAAGAACAUAGUACUUUUUAGAGAACGUAAACCUGCUCCAGGUGCUGCUUUUUCUCCAUUUCCUGGUUGGCUUGUCAUUUUUGAAUAACACUGUAACUAGUAAGAGUUUUAUUCUUCAAUUAUAUUGACAAAUAUAUAUAUUGAUGUCAUCAAUAAACAAUGAGUUAAUUAUUAAUAAUCAAUGAAAUGUAAUCAUCUAUUGUCAUCACGCUUUCUUGUUACGAGGUCAUCGUUUGUUGGCAUUCUUAAUAUAAUAAAAGGUUUAUCUUUCUGAAAAUUAGAAAACUAUAGUGUCAUGAAUAAAUUAAUUUUUUCAUAUUAACAACAAUUAUGGAAAAUAAAAUAGAGCAAGCAUUCAAAUUAUUAUCUCAGGAAGCUAGAGAAUUGUAUCUAUCAGAGCAUGUAGCAGAAAUUGAUGGAUCAAAAGAUAGUAUCAAACCACUAGAAUUCUAUCGAAAUUAUGUGUCUCGCAAUAUUCCAGUUUUGAUAAAAAAAGGAAUAUUAAGUUGGCCAGCAAUAAAAAAAUGGAAUACCGAAUAUUUUCGAAAAGUUUUAUCAAGUAAAAUAGUCAAUGUAGCAGUGACUCCCAAUGGGUAUGCAGAUGCAAUAGCCUCUAAUCCUGAGGGAAAAGAAUAUUUUACAAUGCCAGAAGAGCGUGAAAUGAGAAUGACUUCAUUUUUAGAUAAACUGGAAAGCUCAAGAGAUUUAAAUGAAAUUUUUUAUAUUCAACAACAAAACUCAAAUUUUGAACAAUAUUUUUAUGAACUUUGGUCAGAUGUCGAUAAACUUCCUUGGGCAACGGAAGCAUUUGGAAAGGAUCCAGAUGCUGUUAACUUCUGGAUGGGAGAUGAACGUGCAAUCACAUCAAUGCAUAAAGAUCCAUAUGAAAACAUUUAUUGUGUAAUCUCUGGCAAAAAAUAUUUUACUUUACAUCCACCAACAGAUUUACCUUGGAUUCCUUACAAAAAAUAUCCACCAGCCAAUUAUAAAAAGUGCGGUGAUGACUGGAUUAUUGAACCAGUAAUUCACGAUAAAACAGUUGAUUUAUCGUCUAAUUCAACAGAUUAUACUACUGAAGAUUUAAUACCUUGGAUUUCUGUCGAUCCUUUAACUCCAAAUUACAAUAGAUAUCCACAAUAUAAAAAUGUGACACAAUUAAACGUAACAGUAGAAGCAGGUGAUAUUUUAUAUCUCCCAUCGUUAUGGUUUCAUCAUGUUAAACAAUCUCAUGCAUGCAUAGCAUUAAAUUUUUGGUACGAUAUGGAUUACGAUAUUAAGUAUGCUUAUUACAAAUCUAUUGAAAUUUUGUGCCAAUAA